This is a messenger RNA of Pieris macdunnoughi, 291 nucleotides long. The record is from the annotation of a GenBank genome assembly. NCBI's taxonomy places the organism in Eukaryota, Metazoa, Arthropoda, Insecta, Lepidoptera, Pieridae.
AUGGAGUCACGACUCUCUAACAUUGGCGAAGAUGGCCUCAUCUCAAACGAUAUUCAAGUGCACGCGGGUGUUCAACAAGGCUGUUUACUCACACCACUCAUAUUCCUGGGUAUUCGGAUUAGGCCAUACAUAUACAUACACUCUGAAGAGUUUCCAAUAAUACCACGCAACCUGGCGACGUACAGCUGCAGAUGGCAAAGAACGAUAGACACUCACUGUGGACGCCUCUGUCCAGGGGCCAUACGAUAUUCAGUCAAAUGGAAACAAAUCGCGGCGUUUCUUCGCAAAUAA